AUGUUCAAUACAACUGAUUCAUCAAGAAACUAUCUAGUAAUUGAAAAUCCAUCUGCUAAUUAUAUUUCAGACAAAGAGGAAGAAAGGUAUAGCAAUGAUAAUGAUAUCGUCCACAACAGUAGCAACUAUUAUAUUCCAUCGUUAGAUGAUAUCUCUUCAAUAUCAACAUCAGCAUCUUCUCAUGGUACUACUUUUUUCAGCAACAACCAACUGAAUUCAAAUAGAUAUGGGACGCCAAGAUCGCUCUCAAAAUUGAGGUCAAUUGAAUCUGAGAUCGAUAAUUUGCCAUUAGUUUUCAAAACAAAUAUUUGGUCAAAUGAUUAUCUGGUUACCCACAACAAAACUGCUAAUAUGUUUGCUAAUUUUACAUUGGAAACUGGAAACGUUGCAUGUAGCUUAAAUACUGCAAAUUGUGAUAAAUCUCAGUUACAAUACAAUGAUGCUAGUUAUGCUGUCACCACGCCCCAAGUUUCUCCCAUCGGUAAUAACCCAAUUGCUGCUGCAGGCAAUAGUUCUUGCACUUUUGAAAGCACCACACCUGGUAUAAAUGCUAAUGCUGCUGUUUCAGGCUCUGCUUAUUCACCACCUCCCAGUUGUCUUACUUUUAGAACGUAUACUGGUGCUAUAUUCACAGUUCCAAAGACAUCUAAAUUCUUUGUAAUUAAAUCUUACAAUAUUCUUGAUGUCAAUGCUUCUUUUAUUCAUAACAUAUGGACAUCUACUGAAUUGGGAAACAGACGCUUGGACAAAGCAUAUACGGAGUUAUCGAAAACCAAUAACCCUGAUGUUGACGGUAAGAUCUUUUUGUUUUUCCUGGUCAAUUCCCUGGGUAAAUUCUGUGGAAUUGCUGAGAUGAAAAGUGCCAUUGAUUUCACCACGGCACUGAAUAUCUGGUGUGAACAGACCAGAUGGAAAGGUAUAUUCCCAGUCGAAUGGUUAUUGAUCAAAGAUGUUCCUAACAAAUUCUUCCAGCAUUUGAAAAUUCCAGCUAACGAUUAUAAGCCAGUAACAAAUUCUAGAGACACCCAAGAGAUUCCAUUUGACAUUGGUAUCAGCAUGCUUAAAAUUGUCAGUUCUUUUAAAUCCAAUGACUAA
Messenger RNA from Candida albicans SC5314, 1095 nucleotides. RefSeq names its product mRNA-binding phosphate metabolism regulator. Gene Ontology annotation, biological process: mRNA destabilization. The record is from RefSeq and is a predicted model, not a curated record. NCBI's taxonomy places the organism in Eukaryota, Fungi, Ascomycota, Pichiomycetes, Serinales, Debaryomycetaceae. The transcript has a single exon. Bases 1 to 1095 code for a protein of 364 amino acids. Gene Ontology annotation, cellular component: cytoplasm. Gene Ontology annotation, molecular function: mRNA binding; N6-methyladenosine-containing RNA reader activity.